This is a messenger RNA of Symbiodinium pilosum, 669 nucleotides long. The record is from the annotation of a GenBank genome assembly. NCBI's taxonomy places the organism in Eukaryota, Dinophyceae, Suessiales, Symbiodiniaceae.
AUGGGGGCAUCUGGGGAUCCAGUGGAGGACAGCCCCGUGGAUGAAAAGGACGCCCAGGCGCAAUGUGCCAAGUGUCUGUCUACACCUGAACGUUGUAUUUUCUGCCUCUCUCUAGAUGGAAGGCAAUAUGUGCCCCUACAUCACGAGAGCUCUGCACCUGCAUCAGCAAGGCUACCGUACAGCACCGCCCUCGCAUCGCACGCGGCCUGUGCCAAGUGCUGGGCUGAUUGGGAGGAGCAUCUCCCUGAUGCACACAAGUGCCCACAGUGCCCGGUUUGUCAGCGGGCCAUCGACAUUGGCCAAGGUUAUGCGGACCAGGCUCAUUGCCAGCCAUGCUUGGAGGACUUGCUGGCGGAGGUGCGACUACGACGCCAACAGCCCAGAAAGGAGACGAAGAGGGCUUGCAGAUGCUGUUGGCUUUGGGCUUUAUUGCCCGUCGUUCUACUGAUCGCCGUGUUCAACGUGGCUUUUUCCGUGGUGCUCGACCUUACUGGGCGCUGGAUGGCCAAGGAGCUGGAGCAACAUCCGGCUCUGCUGCGGCAGCACUUGCCCCCAGGCGCUGCAACACUGCUUUGCACGGAGGAUGCGAGGGACCUUCUCGAGGCAUGCAAAUUGGGGACGGUAGCAGGUGAACAGUCUCAGACACAAAGAUCAACUGUAGGAACGUGA